ACUUCUACAAACAGUUCUAUUUUACACUUCGUUUACAAAAUUAUUGUAAAACAAACUAUUUUCCAUAUUUUUGAAAAAAAAUAAGAGAAAAAGAAAAUUUGAGGAUAUUUAAAAUGUUAAAAUUUAUUUUAUGUUUUAUAAUAGGCUUUCUAGCCAUUGCUAAAGGAAUUCAAUUUGAAGCAACGAGAAUUUACUUAUACAUUAAUCCAAAUAAAACCGAAAACAGUUUUUUCUUAUCGCCAUUUAAUGUCACUUUAGGAUCAGAAAAUGUUGACAUUAAAUGGAAAAGGGAUGUGCAUUUUCGUGGUAGCGAUAAAGAUUUUACCCUACGAUUGAACAUUGAUUACAUUGGAAAGCAACCAAGUGUAGAUGCACCUGCUAGAACUUGUAAGAAACCAUCACCUGCUAGCGAUGGUCAUUUGACGCAAACGCUUUUCCAGCUAAUGCUCACAGGUGAUAAAAUUCCAGACAGAUGUCCAGUGGGUAAAGAGAGUCCAACAACGUGUCCGGGAAAAAUUCAAUCUGAAGUUCCAAAAGUACGUGGCGUUCAUUGUAACAUUCCUGCAUUGAUAAUUCUAACUAUAACAAAUCAUUUUGAAGUAUGGAGACCAAAUUAUCACACUUGGCGUGAAUAUAAAAUUUUAAGAACAAUUUACUCGGGAAAAUUUAUAGAUUGUUAGGUUAAGGAUUAACUAAUUAUACACUGAAAGACUUUUUGUUUCAAAAUGAGGAAAACGUUGUUUUUGUACUACUUAGUCGCAUAUAAACGUAUUAGUUUCUAACUAGAAAAAAAUUAAAAAUUAGUAUGGACCAUACUAAUUUUUGGUAUUA
Molecule: messenger RNA, 831 nt
Organism: Leptopilina boulardi
Lineage: Eukaryota; Metazoa; Arthropoda; Insecta; Hymenoptera; Figitidae
Exons: 4
Coding region: 114-680 (188 amino acids)
Source: RefSeq, a predicted model, not a curated record